CCGCCUGGCCAUGACCAUGUGGACGAUCGAGAUAACCGCGGCCGUGCUCUCCAUGCGUCUACGAUGAACGCGCCCUCACUGGAGCUCCCUCUGAGCGCCUUCUCGCAGCCCGAGGAAGAGCACACGCCUCGUGCCCAUUACUCUCCACCAUGGGCCAACACAUCCAUCAUCGGCGUGGCUGGCAGCUCGGGCUCGGGCAAGACUUCGCUGUCUAUGGCCAUCAUUCGAGAGCUCAGCCUGCCAUGGGUGGUCAUUAUGUCGAUGGACAGCUUCUACAAGGUCUUGACACCGGAGCAGUCGGCUGCCGCGUUCAGAAAUGAAUACGACUUUGACGCGCCUGAGGCCAUCGACUUUGAUGUGCUCGUGGAGAAGCUGAGAGACAUCAAGUCUGGAAAGAAGGCCGAGCUCCCGGUCUACUCUUUCGAGAAGCAUGCGAGGCUGGACAAGACCACUACCGUCUACUCGCCACAUGUUCUUGUGCUGGAGGGCAUCUUUGCCCUCCACGACCAACGCCUUCUCGAUCUACUGGAUCUCAAGAUCUUCACCGAGGCCGAUGCAGAUCUCUGUCUUGCUCGACGCUUAACACGCGACGUUCGUGAACGUGGUCGUGACAUUGAAGGAUGUAUCAAACAAUGGUUCUCCUUCGUGAAGCCAAACUUUCACCGCUACGUCGAACCGCAGCGAAAUGUUGCAGAUAUUAUUGUUCCACGUGGUGUCGAGAACAAGGUUGCUAUCAGCAUGGUCUCAGACCGCAUUCACAAGACAUUACAAGAGAAAUCGCUGCAACAUCAGCUUGAACUCCGACACUUGGGGCAGGUCGCAGAGGACGCGCCACUGUCACAACACGUCUCAAUUCUACAGCACACCAACCAAGUACGCGGCAUCAACAGCAUUCUCAUGGACCCGAUAUUGGAGCGAGAAGACUUCAUAUUCUACUUUGACCGCCUUGCCGUCAUGUUGGUAGAACAGGCAUUCGCAGCUGGAAUGUGCUAUAGGCAGCAUACCGUUCAAACACCGGUUCCUGGUGAAACAUAUCGUGGCCUCGAACUGGAUGGCGAGGUAUCUGCUGUUGUCAUAUUGCGAGGCGGCUCAUGCUUCGAGACCGGCCUCAAGCGUGUAAUACCAGACUGCCGCAUCGGACGAAUGCUCAUCCAGACCAACUAUCGCACCGGAGAGCCAGAACUUCACUACUACAAGCUGGCAUCAGACGUGGCAGAACACAAGCGGGUAUUGCUAAUGGAUCCACAGAUGAGCAGUGGUGGUGCCGCUCUUAUGGCUGUACGAGUUCUCCUGGAUCAUGGCAUCAAGGAGUCUCAUAUCAUCUUCGUCACAUAUAUGGCUGGAAAGAAUGGUCUGAAUAGGGUGAUGACCGUCUUCCCGGAAAUCAAAGUUGUCGUAUGCAGAUUAGUUGGAGAUAUGGAAAUUCGAUGGGUCGAGCAGCGAUAUCUUGGCUGUUAAAAUGCGUAUGCAGGAAAGAAGAUCAACAUUUCGAAGCCUCAGCCUCAUCAAGGCAAUCAUGC
Messenger RNA from Pseudocercospora fijiensis CIRAD86, 1520 nucleotides. RefSeq lists its product as uncharacterized. Bases 64 to 1458 code for a protein of 464 amino acids. Gene Ontology annotation, molecular function: kinase activity; ATP binding; ATP hydrolysis activity. Gene Ontology annotation, cellular component: cytoplasm. The record is from RefSeq and is a predicted model, not a curated record. The transcript has 4 exons. Lineage: Eukaryota; Fungi; Ascomycota; Dothideomycetes; Mycosphaerellales; Mycosphaerellaceae.